This is a messenger RNA of Dibothriocephalus latus, 222 nucleotides long. Lineage: Eukaryota; Metazoa; Platyhelminthes; Cestoda; Diphyllobothriidea; Diphyllobothriidae. The record is from the annotation of a GenBank genome assembly.
GAGGCCGAGGCUUUCUUCGAUUUCACCGUGAAGGCGCUGCAUGCCACACCGGGUCCUUCAGUGGUCGAGCCAUCGCUGCCGGCGUACCCGACCCACAUCAGCCACCUCAGGGUGAUGAACUUCAAUAAGCAGGAUGUGAACACCUGCCUGGCGCUUGUUGCGCCACUGAUGGACACACCGUCCGAAGACCUGAGGCUGGAGGUCCUGGUCAGCCUCUUUGCU